AUGAGUACCUCAACAUCUGCUCUUGAAGACUUGCCUGACGUUGAGAACCGUGAGCAACAAGCCUUUGUCAAGUUUUUCAGAGCACUCGAUAGUCCCGAAGAAAAUACCAUUCGGUUAUUCGAAAGAGAAGCCAAUGGAUCUGUGUAUUAUACAUUUCACGGUGACGAUGCCAGCUACGUAGCAACGCAUGUGUAUGAAACAACCUCUGUGAUCCAGUAUUGGUACGGCGACCAUACGACUGGAUUACCCACAACCAAAUUGACCAACAAGGCUGCAGAAUCGUUUCUGAGAGAUUUGUUGCUGAACAAGCAUAUGCGCAUUGAAAUUUGGAAGUUCAUCCAAAAUGAAUGGCAAACUAUUCGCAAGGCAUCACCAGGCAACUUGCAGGACGUGGAGGAUUUCUUGUUUUCCAGUACGCACAUGACAUCUGCUCCCGUUGUGCUUGCUAUCAAGUAUAGUGUAUCAGACGAUAACAAGCUUGUGGGUGUCGCCUUUGCAGAUACAACUAUUCGACAAUUGGGCGUUAGUCAGUUUAUCGACAAUGAAUUGUUCUCUAAUUUGGAAUCUUUGAUCAUUCAAUUGGGCGUCAAAGAGUGCUUGCUGCUUGCUAGUCCUGGUGGUGGAAGAGAAGAAAAAGAUAUAGAGGGACACAAAAUUAGAGGCAUUCUGGACAGAUGUAAUGUCAUUGCAACCGAGCGAAAAAAGAGCGAUUACGACAGCAAGCACAUUGCACAAGAUUUGAACCGUUUACUGGAGGGAGACAUUUCUGUAGAAGCUUUGCCUGAAUUCGAGAUGAAGAAUUCCAUGGCAUCCUGUGCUUGCAUGAUCAAAUACUUGCAGCUGUUGGAGGACGAGGAGAAUUACAGCAAAUACACAUUAAAGCAUCACGACUUAUCACAGUACAUGCGAUUAGACGGACCCGCAUUGAGUGCAUUGAAUCUGAUGCCUGCAGCCAAAGAUGGAUCCUCUAGCACCACCAGUUUAUAUGGAUUAUUAAACAAAUGCCAAACAGCACAAGGAAGUCGGUUGUUUACUCAGUGGCUGAAGCAACCUUUAUUGAGCUUAAACAGCAUUCGCGAACGUCAGGAUAUUGUAGAGGCAUUUUACAACAAUACGGAAUUGAGGCAAUCACUGCAGGAAGAUCAUUUGAAGCAAAUUCCUGAUUUACAUCGAUUGGGUAAAAAGUUUCAAAAGGGCAAUGCCACUUUGCAAGACGUGAUCCGUAUCUACCAAGUAGUCAUUCGUUUACCAGCCAUGGUGCAGUGCCUACAAACACAAGUGCCUGACGAUCCCAAGAUUGCUAAGCUGAUUCAAGACACCUACACAUCCCAGAUCAGCGUGUGUGCAGAAGAGCUAUCGAAAUUGGAGGAGCUGGUUGUUACUACCAUUGAUUUGGAAGCUGUAGAUAAUCACGAGUAUAUUAUCAAGGCUGAAUACAAUGAAGAGCUGCAAGACCUCCAUCAACAGUUGGCUGCGCUGAUGAAGCAAAUGGAAAGCGAAUACAGACGUGUAGGCGAUAAACUCAACCUGGACAUGGAAAAGAAGCUCAAGCUUGAAAAGCACAGUUCGUACGGCAACUGUUUACGUGUCAUUGGUCGCAGCGAAUCCAGCAAACUUCGCAACAAGAGUGAAUUCAUUGAACUUUCCACACAAAAGGCAGGCACUUAUUUCACCACACUCAAAAUGCGCAACCUAAGUGACGAGCACCGGGAUCUAUCAUCACAGUACGAAGACAAACAAAGAGGCAUGGUCAAGGAAAUCAUCGCCAUUGUGGCUACCUACUGUCCUUCUUUGGAAGCACUUGGCUCCGUGCUGGCGCACAUGGACGUCUUGUUGAGUUUUGCUCACGUCUCUGUCAUGGCUCCUACGCCCUACGUGCGUCCCACCAUGCACCCCUGUGGCCAAGGCGAUGUCAUUCUUACAGAAGCACGCCAUCCUUGCUUGGAAAUGCAAGAUUAUGUUACGUUUAUUCCCAACGAUGUCGAGAUGAAGCGAGAAACGUCCGAGUUCCAGAUUGUCACCGGCCCUAAUAUGGGUGGUAAGUCGACGUAUAUUCGUCAAGUGGGUGUCAUUGCGCUCAUGGCACAAAUUGGUUGCUUUGUGCCUUGUACAUCUGCUACGCUGUGUAUCUUUGACUCCAUCUUGGCGCGUGUCGGUGCUGGUGAUAGCCAGCUCAAGGGCGUAUCGACUUUUAUGGCUGAAAUGUUGGAAACAUCAGUCAUCUUGAAGGCUGCUUCUCGAAACUCGCUUGUGAUUAUCGAUGAAUUGGGCCGAGGUACUAGCACGUAUGAUGGUCUUGGUUUGGCAUGGGCUAUUUCAGAGCAUAUCGCAACAAAGAUUAGAGCAUUCUGCUUGUUUGCCACUCAUUUCCACGAACUGACGACAUUGAAUGAGACAGUGAACCAUGUCAAGAACUUGCACGUUGCAGUCCAUGUGGGUGAACAGCAUGACGUGACAUUGCUGUACAAGGUGAAUGAAGGUGUGGGUGAUAGAAGUUUCGGUAUCCAUGUUGCUGAAUUAGCCAACUUUCCUCGGUCUGUCAUCAACCUCGCUAAACGCAAAGCAAGUGAAUUGGAUGAUGAAGCGGAUACAUUGCGAGGGUCCAGCAAGGAUGAGCCUCAAUCGGUGAUUGAUGGUAAUAAACUGAUGCAAGACAUGGUGCGUGAAUUGGCACAUGCUGCCAGCGGUGCAAUGCCAGAGAUGCUGGCAUCCAAGAUUGAAGCCAUCAAAUCGAAAUACGCUCAGGACAUCCAGAACAAUGCCUAUUUAAAACAAGUGUUGAUGGAUGUGGAUACGGAAUAA
Messenger RNA from Mucor velutinosus, 2802 nucleotides. RefSeq lists its product as uncharacterized. The coding region runs from base 1 to 2802 and encodes 933 amino acids. Gene Ontology annotation, cellular component: MutSalpha complex; nucleus. The record is from RefSeq and is a predicted model, not a curated record. The transcript is spliced from 9 exons. Gene Ontology annotation, molecular function: ATP-dependent DNA damage sensor activity; ATP binding; mismatched DNA binding. Lineage: Eukaryota; Fungi; Mucoromycota; Mucoromycetes; Mucorales; Mucoraceae. Gene Ontology annotation, biological process: mismatch repair; mitotic recombination.